AUGCCAGACACUCCGCUGCACCGCGUCCUGAAGCCGCUAAACUUCAAGCGAGCCAAAGGGCAAGCUGUCGAUGGCCGCAGUCAGCGGAGUACUGCAGCUGCUGAUGGCAUCCACAUCUUGCGGCCUCAAAGCGGCAAGCCAGGGAAAUCUCCUGGCGUCUCGUUUUUCCACUUUUUUCCGGAAAUGUCCGAGGCGGCUCAUGCAUAUCUGGGUGCUGAGGUGUACAAGUGCGGAAUUACUGCUCCCAAGACCUCGCUGCCCAGCCAUUUUCGCAUCGUGUGUGACGGGCCCAAAUCAUUACCGCUAGUAGCUGAAAACGGUGAGACUGAGAUCGUGGAGGUAGGAGUGCACUGGUCCCUCUUCACCACCGAGAAGAUGGAGGUUACCGAGUUUGAGGCCAAGUUCGCGGAGCUGCAAACGACCUUCCAACCGUGCAACACCUUCGAGGGCGGGGCUGGACUGAGACAAUUCAAUGUAGACCUUGACUACCUGCCAACUGACAGGCUAAGCUGUGCGGUGGUGACUGCUCUGGAUGAAAUGGCUGACAUGACGAGCCAGCCCAACACACGGAUGUUUGCCAGGGUCUAUGCUGGACACAUUCGUGCUACUGAUAUGGAGUUCAAGGAUGUGUUGGAAGACCUGCCUAUGGCUUGGAUGGCAGCACAGGCCUUGGAAGCCUUUGCUACCGAUGAUCCUAUGAUGUACGCGGAUGCCUUUGAAGUGCAGACCCAGCUGGGCCACCUGUUCAACGAGGAUGACUUCAAAUUGUCAAUGCCCAUCCGGAAGCAGGUGUCGACAUCAGCAGGCAGCAACACUGCAACUAUGGAAAUGAUAAAGUCGUGUGAGGACCCAGUACAGGUGAACGUAUGUGGGCUAACUGCAACUCAGUUAUCCCCUUUGAGUGCUAGUUUGGGCUGA
Messenger RNA from Volvox carteri f. nagariensis, 918 nucleotides. RefSeq lists its product as uncharacterized. The coding region runs from base 1 to 918 and encodes 305 amino acids. NCBI's taxonomy places the organism in Eukaryota, Viridiplantae, Chlorophyta, Chlorophyceae, Chlamydomonadales, Volvocaceae. The transcript has 3 exons. The record is from RefSeq and is a predicted model, not a curated record.